This is a messenger RNA of Drosophila arizonae, 953 nucleotides long. RefSeq lists its product as uncharacterized. Lineage: Eukaryota; Metazoa; Arthropoda; Insecta; Diptera; Drosophilidae. The record is from RefSeq and is a predicted model, not a curated record.
AUGGAAUCGCAUAGCCUCAUAAGCCUCUUGGUGUUGGGAUUUUGCGCCACGAUCGGCGCCUCGUUACUGAAUUGCAGCUGUCCACCUGGCCCUCGGGGACCGCCUGGUCCGCCAGGACCUAUGGGUCCUCCAGGUGUUAGUAGACCUUCCUCUGGCAUAUGGGGAUAUCCUCCUCCUGUGCCAGGGCCCUAUGGUGGUCCUAUGGUCGGUCCAGUUACACCCGUCAUGGGUCCUAGGGGCCUCCCUGGACCACCAGGACCACCGGGCUACUGCUUCCCCUGUCCAUAUAGUCCGUAUGGACCUCCAUUAGGUCCUGGCGGUGGACCACCAUUAGGUCCAGGGUUUGGAGCUGGUGGUGGACCACCAUUGGGUCCUGGAUUUGGAGCUGGCGCCAUCGGUAAUCUCAUUAUCAUACCAUCUGUUCAGAAUGGUAGUGCCCAGCUGUUCAGAAUCACACCCGAGGGGCAAUUGGUGCGGAUAGAGAACUCCAGGAGCGAGCUGAGCGAGAUUCUCCCUGCCGAUUUCCAAGAUCAACUGGCGCAACAAGGUGCAAUAGCCACAGCCGACCCAAUGUCAGUGAUCACACCACCAACUCCCAAUGAGCACCCCGAAACAGGAGGAUUUGAUGAGGCAAUGUUUGCAGCUGCAGCUAGAAAGAAUGAUGAGCGCAAGGAAGCUGUACGAGCCAGCUCCGAAGCCGCCGACUGGCGUCGGGUCCUUCUGGGCGAGACACCCGUAGCUAGCGCAGCCAAAAGUGAGCCAAGCUCCACCAACCAGCUGGAGAGCAGCAUGGAUAGCUUUCAGCGUGCCUUGGUCGAUCUGAGAGACAAGUACUCCUCCCUGAUACAGCCGAAGUCGAGUGAUCAGCGCUAUGCCGCAAUUGUCUAGACUAUAUGACUUAUGCCUAAAGACCUCCAUUAUAAUAAAUAAGACAAGCACUGAUAAUUGUUGAG